AUGCCGGGUCAAACGAAUGGAUCUUUCUCAGGCCCUGUGCCGCUCUGGAUCGAUGGAAAGGAAGCGACGACCAGCACGACUUUCGAUGUCGAGAGCCCGAAUGACAGCAAGAAGCUAUGGAGCUCAUCAUCAGCUUCGGUCAAGGAAGCUGCACAAGCAUGCGAAGCUGCACAAAAAGCUUCAAAGUCAUGGCGCAAGACCAAAGGCGGCGAUAUCCAGAAGAUCCUGCUCAAGGCUGCCGAUAUCAUGGAAGCGCGGAGUGAGGAGCUCGCAUCGUACAUGAAAGAGGAAACUGGAGCUCUCGAGGGCUUUUGCCAGUUCAACCUCGUGACAACAGUCGAUUACAUCCGCUCUGUAGCUGGUCUUGCUUCGUCUGUCAAUGGAGUCAUCCCUCAGACGAAGACACCUGGCCAAGCAGCUUUUCUAUUCAAGGAGCCUUACGGCGUGAUCUUGGGCAUAGCACCAUGGAACGCACCAUACAUUCUCGGCACGCGAGCGUUCUUGUUCGCCAUCGCAGCAGGCAACACCGCCGUCUUCAAAGGCUCCGAAUUGAGUCCUCGUACAUUCUGGGCCAUUGGCUCCGUCUUCAAAGAAGCCGGUCUUCCCGAUGGAGUCCUCAACAUCAUCUACCACCGCCCUCAAGACGCUGUCGACGUAACAAAUGCCCUCAUCGAAAACCCAUCAAUCAAAAAAGUCAACUUCACUGGCUCCACCGCAGUCGGCAGCAUCAUCGCCUCCAAAGCCGGCAAAGAACUCAAACCCGUCCUCAUGGAACUCGGCGGCAAAGCAAGCGCCUACGUCGCCCAAGAUGCCAACAUCGACAACGCAGCCAUGCAAGUCGCCCUCGGCUCUUUCCUCCACGCCGGUCAAGUCUGCAUGGCUACCGAGCGUGUCCUCGUCCAUCGCAGUAUUCUCGACAAAUUCGGCGAAGCACUCAAAGCCGCCACAGAAAAAGUCUACGCCCCAACUGCGGACGCUCCAGUCCUAAUCGCCAAACCCGGCGUUCAGAAGAACAUUAAGCUGAGAGAAGACGCCGUCUCCAAAGGCGCAAAAGUCCUCUACGGCGAUGUCUCUGCGAAAGAAGAUUCCGCAUAUCGUGUUCGCCCCCUCAUCGUCUCCGACGUAACAAAAGACAUGGAUAUUUUCUAUACCGAAUCGUUCGGUCCCACCUUAUCUCUCAUCGCCGUCGACUCUGACGAGGAAGCAAUUGAUAUCGCAAACGAUACUGAAUAUGGUCUCUCUGGCGCGAUCUUCACAGAAAGUCUGGGACGAGGACUCAAAAUUGCCAAGGAGAUUGAUUCGGGAGCGAUUCAUAUUAAUUCGAUGAGUAUUCAUGACGAGGCGAAUUUGCCGCAUGGUGGUGUGAAGAAGAGUGGUUGGGGGAGAUUCAAUGCGCAGUGGGGUCUGGAGGAGUUUGUGAAGAUUAAGACUAUUACUUAUAUGGAGUCGUGA
Messenger RNA from Cercospora beticola, 1452 nucleotides. RefSeq names its product aldehyde dehydrogenase. Lineage: Eukaryota; Fungi; Ascomycota; Dothideomycetes; Mycosphaerellales; Mycosphaerellaceae. Gene Ontology annotation, biological process: GABA catabolic process. Gene Ontology annotation, molecular function: succinate-semialdehyde dehydrogenase (NAD+) activity. The record is from RefSeq and is a predicted model, not a curated record.